Messenger RNA from Neopelma chrysocephalum (saffron-crested tyrant-manakin), 2353 nucleotides. RefSeq names its product serine/threonine-protein kinase pim-1-like. The record is from RefSeq and is a predicted model, not a curated record. Gene Ontology annotation, biological process: protein autophosphorylation. Lineage: Eukaryota; Metazoa; Chordata; Aves; Passeriformes; Pipridae. Gene Ontology annotation, molecular function: protein serine/threonine kinase activity; ATP binding. The coding region runs from base 1 to 1218 and encodes 405 amino acids. The transcript has 7 exons. Gene Ontology annotation, cellular component: cytoplasm.
AUGGCCCCGGCCCUUCCCCUCUGCCGGCCGAGGCCGCCCCGGCCCCGGCCCCGUCCCCGGUUGUCCCGGCGCGGUCUCGCCCUCGCCCGGCUCCCGGCGCGCCGGCUGUGGCGCUGCUGGGCGCUCCUGUGGGGCUGGCUGUGGGACGGGCUCGGCCUCGCCGCCCCUUGGCUCCGCCUGGCUCGAGCCCGGCGCCUGCCGGGGCCGGCGGGGGACGCGGGCGCCGCGGCCGCUGCCGCCUCCUCGGCGGCUUCCCCGGCCAGAGCUCCGCCGCUCGCCAGCCUGGCCGCCGGCAGCGAGCCGCCGCUGCCCGCUGCGGCUGGGGAAGCCCGGCCCGGGCCGCUUGAGGGGCGCUCGGGGGCCGGGCCGGGCCCCGGCCCGAACGCUCCCGGCCACGUCUCGCCCGCACGGAAGGCCAAGGAGCCGCUGCACGAGCGCUACCGGCUGGAGUCGCUGCUGGGCAGCGGCGGCUUCGGCCGCGUCUACGCGGGGACCUGCCUGGCGGACGGAGCCCCGGUGGCCAUCAAAGCCGUGUCCCGGGAUGGCAUCCGGCAGUGGGGCGAGCUGCCUGACGGCACCCGGGCACCCCUGGAGAUCGUGUUGCUGAGCAAGGUGUCCACUGGGUUUCCUGGUAUCAUCCAGUUCCUGGAGUGGUUCGAGCUCCCCAACGGAUUCUUGAUGGUUAUGGAGCAUCCGGAGCCGUCUCAGGACCUCUCACGCUUAAUCACGGCGUGGGGGUUCCUGCCGGAGGAGAUGGCGUGGGGGCUGUUCUGCCAGGUGCUGCAGGCCGUGCGGCACUGCACCAGCUGCGGCGUCCUGCACCGGGAUAUCAAGCCCCAGAACAUCCUCCUCCACCUGGCCACCGGCGAGGCCAAGCUCCUCGACUUUGGAUGUGGCACCUUCCUCCAGGACACGGCCUACACCCAGUUUGCAGGAACACUGUCAUACAGCCCGCCAGAGUGGAUCUACCUCAAACGAUACCACGGCGAGGCGGCAACGAUCUGGUCCCUGGGCAUCCUGCUCUACCAGAUGGUCUGCGGGAAGCACCCGUUCUGCAAAGGAACCAACAGCAUCUGGGACCAGCUCCUGUUCCCACCAUGGGUCUCUCAAGGCUGCCAGCACCUGAUCAGGUGGUGUUUGUCCCUCCGCCCCUCGGACAGACCAUCAUUAGAAGACCUCUUGUGCCAUCCUUGGGUGAAGGGCAUUCACCGGCCCUAGAAGACGGGAGAGAUCCACGCGCUCACUUUGAUCCAGGAGCCUGGCAAACAGCUGGGGCCCUCGGCAGAACGCUGACAGCCUGGUCUGGCCCCCAGGGAAGGAGAAGGGGCCUCUGGAGAAGCUGUGCCGGGUGGGCCUGCUGCUGGAGACAUCGAGGAUGACGUCAAGGAUGACAAGCUCUUAGUUGAGCUGGACACUGGGGAGCUGAAGAUGAUGGACGCUGAUUGUGGCCCCUUCCUCCAAGACGUGCUCCCCACGCCGUUUGCAGAUGAGUCCACACCCAGGGGGUGCUCCCGGAGGCGGGCAUUGCUCAGCCUGGCUGGGCACCGAAGGUUCCCCCCUUUGCUGGGCGGGGCUGGGGCAGGGGCAGCCAGCCUGCCAAAAACAAACCCCCGUGGGGGGAGCAAAGGCGGGGCUGCACAACACCAGCUGCUUUGCUCUGCAGGCCAGGAAAGGCUUGGGCUGCCUUGGCUUAGGAGCCUUUCUUUGGGCCAAUGCAGCAGGGCAGGGAGAAGGCCUGGGUUUUCCUGAGCUGGAGGAGGUGGGGUUUUUCUUUGGCCUGGAGGGGUUGGGCCUUCCCCAGAACCCUGACACAAUGUUAACUUUUUACCUUUUUUUCUUGUUUCCACUUUUGGUUUGUAAUCUCUUGUCAUGAAUUUGUUGUUUGUUUUCAAGGGAAGAGUUGGAGCUGGUGCCCGGUCCGGGUUGGGAAGGGCUGGGACCAUCCCUGGAGUGGAUCUGACGUCCCCUCUGAGAAGGCUGAGGACAUCCUUUGGGACACGCUCUUCUUCCGGCAGCAGAUCUUGUGAGACAGGACACCUCUGCCUGAUCUCCCGCGGAUCCGAGGGAUCUCUGGAUCUUCACGCCAGCACCAGGACUUUGCUGCAGAAGAGCACAGAUCCCCAGCCCCGUCUGGGACACAGGUAAGAUCCCAUUGGAUAAUAAGGCCUUCUUUUUGGGAAUUCUGCCCAUGUCAAACAUAUGGAUCUUUCAGUGUAUUGGGUGGGUUCUUUGGUAUUUUGGGAAUCCUGCUCAUCUGAGACCUGUGGAUCUUCCAGCGCUUUGGGUGGGUUCUUUGGUAUUCUGGAAUUUGGUAUUUGGCUUUGUUUUAUGGAUCACUAUUGUUUUGUCCUUG